Messenger RNA from Entamoeba invadens IP1, 876 nucleotides. RefSeq lists its product as hypothetical. The coding region runs from base 1 to 876 and encodes 291 amino acids. Lineage: Eukaryota; Evosea; Mastigamoebida; Endamoebidae. Gene Ontology annotation, biological process: CAAX-box protein processing. The transcript has a single exon. Gene Ontology annotation, cellular component: membrane. Gene Ontology annotation, molecular function: metalloendopeptidase activity. The record is from RefSeq and is a predicted model, not a curated record.
AUGUUGGAAGUGCUCUUUGGCUCCGAUAAAGCACUCUCGUACGAAAACGUGAAAUGUCUGACAAAUUUCACCCCUUUCUUCACGUUUCUUUUAGUUCAGUACCUUGAUGGGUUGUACAACAAAAACUCGUCGUUUGUAUUUACCGACUUCACAAAUUUGGUCAUACAGUAUGUCCCACCUGUAAAGUUGGUGUGGUAUCCCGUUGCGUUGUGUAUCAUACCAAUUGUUAUGAUCUUUGGCUCUUUUAGCUUUUUUAUCAUAUUUCCAGAACAGUGCGACUUAUUGCUGACGGCUUCAGUGGGGAAACAAAAAGCGCUUUUAGAACAAAACAAUGUAUUUCUUGAUGAGUAUAGAGUGAGAAGUGAUAUUUACUAUAACACUUUUCUAAAUCUUUUAAUGUCCCCAUUAACACAUUUGGCCGAAGGAUUUGCAAUAGAAAGUGUUUUCAGAGGAUACAUCUUUCUGAGUCUAAUUAACUCUUUGCACCCAAGAAUUGCGUGCAUCAUCACAGGAGCAAUUUUUGGGUUUUACUCAAUCGCGUUGACAAUAUUGGGUGAGGGGUUCGAUGUUGCGUAUUUUGGAGAACCUUUUACUGGGAUGGUUUGUACAUUUUUGGUGCACUUCUUUUUAAAUGGCAUUUUCUGCUUCUUUGCACUCAAGACAAAAUCGAUGCUCAUUUGUGGCUUUCUUUCUUCUGCUUGGAUCGCGCUUCAAAAGAACUACCUCCCUUUUGUCACUACUGUCUUUGACCAAACAAGUCCAUUCUAUGGACCUUCAUAUCAUGGUAUUAUUCCAGCUUCUCCUAUUAUCCUCACAUCGUUUGUCUUAUUCUUCUAUAUGGGAUGGGAAGCAGAAUCUCCUUUUGAAUUAAAAUGA